This is a messenger RNA of Melanotaenia boesemani (Boeseman's rainbowfish), 3118 nucleotides long. RefSeq lists its product as uncharacterized. The transcript is spliced from 13 exons. The coding region runs from base 1662 to 2585 and encodes 307 amino acids. Lineage: Eukaryota; Metazoa; Chordata; Actinopteri; Atheriniformes; Melanotaeniidae. The record is from RefSeq and is a predicted model, not a curated record.
UAAUUUUUAAAAUGUUGGUACACUUAAGAGGUCAUUAAGGAUCAGUAUCAGUGCUUUUCUUACACAUACCAGCACAUUCUCAAAUAUCCAUCCUGCAUUUCCUAUUUCACCCUCUACUGCGUGGUGUUGAUGUGAAAUACUGAUAAAGAAACUUAUGAAAAACAAUCAUUGUAUAUGAAACAGAGAUUACGGCUGCAUAAAGGUGACAUAUGACAAUGUAAUAUAAAGUGUCAGUGAUGUCAACUGUAUGAAAAUUAAAAACCUACAGUAUUGAGGAAAGGACCCUGUGAUACACUUAGAGCUGGUGGAAAGCAUUGUUGUAGUAUGCAGAAGUGUUAAAAACAGUCCAGGCUUAAUUUUUUUCUAUUUCAGUGUGUGUGUGUUUGUAUAUCCUUUUAUCUAUGUUCUGUGCAUGUACGUAUGAUGGUAGCUUACUGCUGUUGACUUCUGCAGCAUGCACACUGCAACAACUGGCAAUUUUCCUCUGAUUUCUUGAUAUGAAUGAGUUGAACUAGUGAGUAAUUGAUGUGUGUAAUGCUGAUCCUCUAACAUUACUUGCUAAGGAAAGCUUGAACAUAAUUGGUACAAUGAACACACUAAGUACAGUACUAAAAGUAGUUGAUACUGUAUUUAAUAGCAACAAUGGCCUACCAAAAGAGUUUUUUCUUAUACUUAUCCUUUCUUCUAUUCUUAUUUGUCUCAUGAAGUAAACAUUUUCCUGAAAAUGUUGGAGAACAGAUUGAUUUUAACCACUUCUAACACAGUCAAUCAUUGUCAUCACUUAACAAUGUCAGCCAGACAGCUACAGCUUCACCAGUUCUCUCUGUCCUUUCAUUAUGUUCCUCCUUUACAUUGGUUUUUGUAAAAGAUUACGGCAGCGGAAAAAAACAGAGGAGGAAACCUCUUGUUGGAAGAUGAGGAAUGAUGGUGUUGACAGGGAGACAAUGCCAGAACAAGAACCACAGAGCUAUCUACUUGUCUAGACGGUGAACAUCUGCCCACAGCUGGAAAGAAUGUUAUUGAAAAGGUGAUGUGGUUGAACCUGACUUGUUGACAGCGCAAAUUAGCAUCUCAGCAGGGGUCUUUUUUCAUUUUUGCAGCAGAUAUUUUGGCUUUUAACAGCAGGAAAGUCUCAAGUGGAACUAAUAAUCCACGUAAUGGCUCUACUCAAUUAGUGUGCCCCAGUAAGUCACCAGAACCCGGGCACCUAAAUGACACACUGAUGAUAUUAAUUAUGUUGCUUGCUUUCUGUGCCAUUAUAUAUCAAAAUGACUGUCCCAGUGACACACCGGUUUUUAAUGAGUAAUUUGUUUAUUGACUUUUUUUCUCAGCAUGUUGUAAUCCUGCUUCUUUAACCUUUCUCCUCUUGCCAGUUUUUCAGGUGAGUUCUCCUCUGAUUCACAGCUCAACUAAACCAUGUCUUUGUUUAUUUAACAAUAGGGAUCAGUCAGGUGUGAAGAGCUGCACAAGGACUGCUUCGACAAUAUUACACUGAUAGACAUACUUGCAUUCAUAAGAAACUUACUUUUAAAACACACUGUUCACUAAAACUCCUGUCAGUUUCUUCUUCAGUCAGUUGCAAAAACAGGAAGAACACUGAACACAAAGAGCAGCUUGUAAAAAAAUUGGAUUGCUCUCUAAAAACCACGAGCUGCCAUGAAAUGAAAACGAAUGAUACGUACGAGUUUAGAUUUAGAUGUCCUCAGGGAAGCAAGAUUUUCAUCAGCAAUAAUAAUGAGACCCAAAUCGCCCAUGCUGUUCCAAGCAAACUGAUUUUUGACUACAUCUCUGAAGUGGUGAAAAUGGAUGAAGGUUCAGUCACCACUAAAAGCUGCCAAAACCUCACAGUAAAGUGCAUAGUUGAUACCCCUGUAAAGGAGACCUGUGUGUAUUUUGCAGUAACUACAGAAGAUCUCAAAGCAAAAAAUUCUGAUUCCAGUGGUUUUCCAUCACAAAGGGGCCUCAUAGUGACAGCAGCUGUGAUAACUGUCAUCGGGACCGUGUUUAUGUCUGGACUUUAUGUCUGGUAUCGCUUGCGGAAGAGGAGGAACCAUACAGAAACAUUUUUAGGAUUUAUUACAUGCAUAUUGACCUGCUCCUGUCUGGCAACAAGGAAACCAAGUAGUCACCGUGAAAAUAACACUGAUCAAGAUAACUCACUGGAAACUGUUUGCAGCACUGAUCCUGAACCUGAUGACACAACCCCUCAGCCUCAAAGUCUGAACCAAGAGUUGAGCUCUGAGAGAAUUGAGCUGACUGAAAAUGGAAACACAAGAGGCUCUAACAAUAGCAGUCCCUCCAAUCACAGGACCAUCAACAGAAACUUGAGGGAUGAGCCAGGGGGAAUCAAUGAAACUACAAGAAGCGACUUCAUAGGGGACAUGGAAGCUGUCGAUGAUCAAAAGAUCAAAGAUCAGGAGACCGAAAGACGACCACUGCUGUCAGAGCAACGAGCUGCCAGCCAAGAUUUUGAAAUGAAGGGUGAAGCAAAAGCUUUGGUGAACAAGGGAAGCUUUGACCCAGACCAACUCAGCAGGUGUUCUAUUGGACCAGCUGACGUGGAGUCAACAUCUAAUGAAGAAUGAAGAACUACAAUAGUAAUAAUGAUAAUAAUAAUAAUAAUAAUAUUCAUAAUAAUAAUAAUGAUAAUAAUACUACUACUACUACUACUACUACUAAUAAUAAUAAUAAUAAUAAUAAUAAUAAUAAUAAUAAUAAUAAUAAUAACCAUAAUCUGAGUGUGUGGAACAUUAAAUCAUCCUUUAGAUAUAGUUAAAACGUUUUCCUAUAAGGUUUAUUUUUCUCUGAAUGAGAACAUCACAAAAUAGCAAAUAUCAAUAUAUAUUUUUUAAUGGAAAACAUAUUGAUUAUAUCUCUCUAUCAUGAGAGGUUUGUUUUCGUAAACAUUUGUUAUUGACUUUUACUGUUGAAACAUAUGGGUGAACCAUAAAUAUGUCAGUAAAAGUACCACAUCCUCAGUUAUCACAUAACUUUAUAUAAUUAAUUCUAUAUCACAUAUAUGUUAUUAAAAAACAUACAUACAUACAUAUAUAUAUAUGUAUAUAUAUAUACAUACAUACAUACAUACAUGCAUAUAGAUAGAUAGAUAGAUAGAUAG